Molecule: messenger RNA, 280 nt
Organism: Racocetra persica
Lineage: Eukaryota; Fungi; Glomeromycota; Glomeromycetes; Diversisporales; Gigasporaceae
Source: the annotation of a GenBank genome assembly
UUUGGAAUUUGACUUGGAAUCAAUCGAAGUUACUAACAGAAAUAGAGAGCAGGGUAUACUUGAUAAUACUGAAAAUGAAGCUAUUGAACUGGCCUGUAUGUAUCAAAAUGCAAGGAAGGCUAAAAAGAAUACUAUCUACGCUAAGCAAGAAGAAAUUUUAAGUUGGUAUCAUUAUGCAAAAAGCUUUGAAAAAAGAGUUUAUGAUGUCUUAACUAAUUGCAAAAAUACUAAAAGAGCGGAUGACUUAGCAAGAAUUCAGGACGCAUGGUCAUAUAACUGA